CAGCGAGGCAGGCGGAAGAGGCGGAAGAGACGGAGCGCUGCGGUGCAGGACUGAAGCCGUUCAGAGUCUCCAGCCUCUGUGGAAAGGUGAACGCGUUUGUUUGCUCAGCACAGGUAAGUGGCCAGAAUGAGUCAACGGUCCGAGCGCCGGGGGAUCCACGUCGACCAGUCGGAGCUGCUGUGUAAGAAAGGCUGCGGUUAUUAUGGAAACGCCGCCUGGCAGGGACUGUGCUCUAAGUGCUGGAGGGAGGAGUACCAGCGGGCGCGGCAGAAACAAAUCCAGGAGGACUGGGCGCUGGCCGAGAAGUUGCAGAGAGAGGAGGAAGCGGCCUAUGCCAGCAGCCACGGCUCCCAGUCACAGUCUCCGGCUCAGCCGUCUCAGUCUCAGCCCAGUCUCACACCUUUCUCCAAGUUUGAGGAGAAGAAAACCAACGAGAAGACUCGUAAAGUGACCACAGUGAAAAAGUUCUUCAGCCCGUCCUCUCGCACCGCACCUAAGAAAGUGUCGUGUGAGAGAGAGAGGGAUGAGGAGAGAGAGAGAGGGGAGAAGUUUCAGGGCAGGAGAGAGAGCCACGGGGAGACGCUGCUGAGGGACCUGAGGGGCAUUUUUACCCCAAACUGGGAGAUGGGCUCUCCUACUGAAGAGAGCCAUGAAGGAAAGUCGCACAGUCCCUCCUUCACACGGCAGCCGAGCCUGGAGACCGACCGCGUGUCCAGAGACUUCGUGGACUUCCUGAAGAACCUGCAGAAACCCGGACGAGAAAUCCACAAACAGAGCCGAGCCUUCAUCGAGAGCAUGGCUAACAAAAAGGACCUCGGUGCUGAUGAGCUCUCAGAGUGUGUGCAGGAUUUCUACCAGAACAUGUCUGACCGCCUCAUGACUCACUUCAAAGGUUCUUCUGAAAAGGUGGAGCGAGUGAUGGAUCAGGUGGAGAAGUACAUCAUGACCCGCCUCUAUAAGAGCGUGUUCUGUCCCGAGACAACGGACGAUGAGAAAAAGGACCUGGCCACACAGCACAGGAUCCGGGCGCUACACUGGGUGACCAUUCAGAUGCUGUGCGUUCCUAUGGAUGAAGAAAUCCCAGAAGUGGCUGACAGUGUAGUGAAGGCUAUUACAGAUAUUAUUGAGAUGGACUCUAAACGUGUGCCCAGAGAUAAGCUAGCCUGCAUCACCAGCUGCAGCAAACACAUCUUCAACGCUAUUAAAGUGACUAAGAAGGAGCCGGCCUCGGCCGACGAUUUCCUGCCCACGCUCAUCUACAUCGUUCUGAAGGCCAACCCCCCCCGACUGCAGUCCAACAUCCAGUACAUCACCCGCUUCUGCAACCCCAGCCGCCUCAUGACCGGCGAGGACGGCUAUUACUUCACCAACCUGUGCUGUGCUGUGGCGUUUAUUGAGAAGCUGGACGCUCAGUCUCUGAACCUGAGCCCGGAGGAUUUCGAGCGCUACAUGUCCGGCCAGGUGUCUCCACGGAGACAGGAGGAUCCGGGCUCCUGGACGCAAUCCGCCCCCAUCGUCAACCCCGUCAUCAGCCAGAUCCACCGCACUCUGGACCUGCUGACAUGUCUGGAGAAGCGUCAGCAGCAGGUUCUGGACGAAGCUCUCACCAUGCAGGCUGAGCUGAAUGACUGGCAGGACAGUGUGGCUCGGGAAGUCCAGGACAUCCUGGAGAAAUUCCCACUGGAGAUCAAAUCACGUGCCUCAGCCAUAGAUGCCGAAAACGUAGAAAGUGACAGGCUUCCACCUCCGCUCCAGCCUCAGGUGUUCGCUGGCUAGCGUGAGGUGCUUUGAGGACGGAUUGGCGCCUGCUGUUAUCGCUGACGUGACUCACUGUUCUGAUUUCUGAGGAUUUUGAGUCAUGGACGUUGAUCGCAGUUGGUUUUGGUGCUUUGAUUUGCAGCCCAUAGUUGGAUUUAGAGGACUUUUGUUUGUUUAUCGUUCCUCUAAGCUCUUGCACUUUGUUUUCGGCAAUCGCUUGGCUACAUUUUGGUGAUGAAACUGAGUAGCACUGCAGUCGCAAGCAAGCUGCAGCUGCAGGCCUGCAGAGAAGCUGCAAAACUAGAGGUUUUCACCUGGACUUAAACUAUACACCCCAGCACUAAUGUAACUAGUGUUAAGCAUUAGUUUAUGAUAUUUCAGACUAUCCUGGUUAGGUUUUCGAGCAGGUACACAGAAGAAAAAUGCGCCGAAUUUACUUAAUUGUGCAUCAUUUCCACAUUAAACCAUUGAUGUUCACCAGCUUAACUUAUUGUGGUGAAGGAAAAAUGGCCCAGAACUUGUUCAGAUGGGUUUAAAGUGAUAAAACUUUGUAUAGUUUUAGAUUAAAUGAACCUCUAACGGUACACAAUUGAAUAUUUUCAAUUAUAAUAUGUAAUUUUCAUAGUUUUAUUCAGAAUCGAAUUUUAAUGUUCUGUUGUUUUGUAACAAAAACAAUAGUGACCAAAAGACUUAAUUAGCUCAUUAAGUUCUCAGGCUUAUAAUAUCAUAACACUGCAUUUACAUUGGUCCAGCAUGGCAGGUCACCACAUUCAUUUUCUGUGGGAAGCAUCAUGUCCGUCGCAUGGCUGUGUGAUACAUGAUGGAACCGGCACAUUGAAUUUAGGAGUA
Molecule: messenger RNA, 2607 nt
Organism: Colossoma macropomum (tambaqui)
Lineage: Eukaryota; Metazoa; Chordata; Actinopteri; Characiformes; Serrasalmidae
Gene: rabgef1
Product: RAB guanine nucleotide exchange factor (GEF) 1
Exons: 10
Coding region: 127-1776 (549 amino acids)
Biological process (GO): vesicle-mediated transport
Cellular component (GO): cytosol; endocytic vesicle
Molecular function (GO): small GTPase binding; DNA binding; guanyl-nucleotide exchange factor activity
Source: RefSeq, a predicted model, not a curated record